UCGGCUUUUAAUAUCUUGCUCUGUUCCACUUUAGAUUUCUUGAGAGAAUAUAAUUCCUUUGCUUUCCAAACACCACGUUAAUCUAAAUCUUCAUGGCGCCAAUUGUCGGCUAUUAAUCAAAACUAUUUCUUCCUGAAAUUUUGGAUUAUAUAAAAUUUGAACCCAAUCGCUCCAUAAACAUGCAACGUAAGAUUCUGAUUCUUCUCCCUAACUAACUGAUUUUGGAUUUCAUUUGUGCGAAUAAUAACCCCCCAAAUCUGAAAGUCUUUCCUUCAAGCCUUCAAGGUGAGAUGGAUGCACCAAAUGGAUCCCAAGAUCCUGAGAAAACCCUUGAUUCACAAGUCAAAGCGUUCUUUGAUUCUGCUCCACCUCUCCAGAAUAUGAAUGACAUCUUUCAGAAAUUGAAUCACUUCAUUCAGCUGAAUUCUUUAUCUUCAGAAAAUGGGAUAGGUAGGAGAAUUGUUUGUGUGACUUCUGGUGGCACCACUGCUCCAUUGGAGCAGCGGUGCGUUCGCUAUGUUGACAACUUUAGUUCAGGUCAUAGGGGAGCCACAUCCACUGAGUAUUUUCUGAAGGCGGGAUAUGCUGUGAUCUUCUUGUACCGGAGAGGAAGUUUCCAGCCAUUCUGUAGAUCCCUUCCUGAUGAUCCCUUACUUGAAUGCUUUGAGGCCACCGAAAGAUUAAACAUUCAAGUCCGUGAGGCUUAUUCUAAAGCAGUGAAGACCGCCAUCAUGGAUCAUCAUGCUCCAGUGACUAGUGGUCUCCUGUUAAAGCUUCCUUUCAGCACUAUAUUUGAGUAUCUUCAGAUGCUGCAAAUCAUUUCAAAGCCAAUGAAGGAUAUCGGCCCACGUGCAAUGUUCUAUCUUGCUGCUGCAGUAUCUGACUUUUAUGUUCCUUGGAAGGACAUGGUAGAACAUAAAAUUCAGUCUGGAUCUCACAUCUUGGAUGUGAAACUUGUUCAAGUGCCAAAGAUGCUAUCAGUGCUUAGAAAAGAUUGGGCACCCCUUGCUUUUUGUAUAUCUUUCAAGUUAGAGACAGAUUCAAACAUUCUUCUAAAUAAGGCGCGGGGUGCUCUCGAGAAGUACAAUAUGCAUGCUGUUGUUGCGAACGAGCUCUCCACGCGCAAGGAGCAAGUGGUGGUUGUCACCAUUGACGACAAGAUUACAGUUCAACGAGAUAAGAGUAAGGCUGAUGAUGAUGUAAAGAAUCCCCUCAUUAAGCUUCUUUCUCAGAGACAUUCAGCUUACAUUGAGGAUUCUAAGAGAACGAGGUGAUUCACUUUUUGGCUUCUUCUCCAUGUUGCAAUUCCAUGACAACUCAACUCUCGUUGUAUGUAAUAAAACCAUGAAAAUGAAAAGGAUUACACAAUAUAGAUAUAUUGAAAUUGUGGUUUUAGUAAAUGAAGGAAGAGAAAAUAGAAAUAGUGUUAAAAAGGAGAUAGUUUCAAUGGGAGAAAUAAGUAGUUUAAAUUUUAAUGUACUGUAUCAAGGUUACAAGUUUUCUACUUUUUUUAAUAUUUAACCAUAUUGGAUUUAGCUUGUUU
Arachis duranensis is the source of this 1543-nucleotide messenger RNA. Its product is annotated as phosphopantothenate--cysteine ligase 2. Bases 291 to 1274 code for a protein of 327 amino acids. Gene Ontology annotation, molecular function: phosphopantothenate--cysteine ligase activity. NCBI's taxonomy places the organism in Eukaryota, Viridiplantae, Streptophyta, Magnoliopsida, Fabales, Fabaceae. Gene Ontology annotation, cellular component: cytoplasm; nucleus. The transcript has 10 exons. The record is from RefSeq and is a predicted model, not a curated record. Gene Ontology annotation, biological process: coenzyme A biosynthetic process.